AUGCCCGUCACCGAAGUCGGCUGCAUGGGCGUCAAGCCCGGCCUCGACGUUAUGGACGACACCACCGAAGCUGGCCAGAUCCUGACGCACGCCUACAAGACCGUCAUCACCGCACCGGGCGGACCCUAUCGCGCGUACUGGGGUGUCGAGAUCGAAGCCAAUGUCGCCGCCGCCGAAGAGACCGACGUCCGACCCAGCGAUGGGCCCAAACUCUGGGCCUUCUUCGACUUUGACAGCGUGGAACACCAUGAGAAGUUCGCCAACGGUCCCGGUCGUGACGCCGUCAAGGAUCUGCCCAAGAUCCUCACGCACAGCGUCUUCUCGAAACACGUCGUCGUCACGCCGUUCCCGCCUCUCGUGCUCCUAUCCCCUGUCACGGAGGUGAUGCUGGCUUAUUUCCCCUCGGACAUUUCGCCGGCCGGCAAAGACGCAGCGAGUGCGCGAUUCGAGCGGUUCGCGGACGUGGCGCUCAGUCAGUGCGAGGACGUCAAGGGUGUGGGGUGUGGAUGGGGCGUCGAGACGGAUUUUCCAAUCAGAGGAGCAGCGACAGAGGCAGAGGAAGAGGCAGAGGCAGAGGCAGAGGAAGAGGCAGAGGCAGAGGAAGAGGUAGAGGCAGAGGGAGGACGGUGGACGGGAGCGUUAUUCAUCGCGUUUAUCGGGUGGCCCAGCGUUGGUGCGCAUAUGGCGUUUCGGAAGACCGACGCGUUCAAGGAAAAUGUUCAUCUGAUCACGGGCAUGGACGGUGUGGUGAGCUUGGUCAUGCUCCAUGUCAAGUGUCGGGGGUUGGAGAGGAGGGAGCCGAUGAGGACGGAGUAA
Messenger RNA from Cladophialophora carrionii CBS 160.54, 816 nucleotides. RefSeq lists its product as uncharacterized. NCBI's taxonomy places the organism in Eukaryota, Fungi, Ascomycota, Eurotiomycetes, Chaetothyriales, Herpotrichiellaceae. The transcript has 2 exons. The coding region runs from base 1 to 816 and encodes 271 amino acids. The record is from RefSeq and is a predicted model, not a curated record.